CCAACGCCGGCUAUCCCUUCCCAGACCUGUUCAUCCCGGUGUUGCCACGGGAAUGGCAAGUAACUCCAACUCUGCGGGCUUCUCCAAAAAAAACAGCAGCAUUGAUUCUUUUCUUUAAAUGCACCUUGGAGAAGGAAGGGAAGGGCUGGGAGAUUUAAAAGGCAGGGAUUCCUGUCAUGCGCUACAGCAGAGCCUCCCGUAGCAACAGCAGAAGCAGCAGCAGCAGCACCGCGGCGGCGGCAGCAGCAGUGAGUCCUUUAGCGAGAGACUGCACCAUUUUCUUCCCACCCUGCAUAGAGGUGUGGUUGGAAGCGGCAAUAAACUACCCACCCCUAGCAGUUUCACAGAGGUGGCCUCUUCCUGGCUCCAGUCAGAAGACACAGACUGUCUGGAGGAGUCCCCCAAGACUGUUCCAAUUGGUGAUGUGUGUCUAAGGAAGGCUUUUGCAACUAGUAGGAUGCUUGUCUGCACUUGCGGCCACCCAACUGCUGAAGAGCUCCAAGUCUAGUGCUCCGCCUUCCCCUGGGACCAUUUCUGAGGGUGGGUGCACACCUAUGCCUCUGUGUGCGUGCAGGUGUGUGCGGCUGAGGGACUCCGCUUGGGAUCAGGGUACCCUGUAGUGAAUUAUGGGUGCUGCAGAGGCUGGAGCAAGAUUAUGACCGAGCUCGGGGGCGGAGUGGAUUAUUUUGUGAGUGUUCUGGCUGCCAGCCAUUGCUCUGGUGGGGAAAAUCACAUCUCCAUAUAGCUCUCAAAUCACCUGGAUUGUUGGGGAGUGGAAACUGAUCCUCUGCAACUGCUUCUGCUGAUUUCCCCUCCAAAAUGGCUCACGCUGCUGCUUCUAUUAAAAAAGUUCGAGAGGCUGAACUGGAUGAAAAGGAAAAAAAUCUGGAGAGAGAGAGAAAAAAACAACGGAAAAUCCCCAGAGACCGUAUGGAACGGAAAAGAAAGUCUGACAGCAAUGCAAGCUUCCUGCGUGCUGCCAGAGCAGGCAACCUGGACAAAGUCGUGGAGUAUCUGAAGGGGGGUAUCGACAUUAAUACCUGCAACCAGAAUGGACUCAACGCUCUCCAUCUGGCUGCCAAGGAGGGCCACGUGGGGCUGGUCCAGGAGCUGCUGGGACGAGGGUCCUCGGUGGAUUCUGCCACUAAGAAAGGAAAUACUGCUCUUCACAUUGCAUCUUUGGCUGGACAAGCAGAAGUUGUCAAAGUUCUUGUUAAGGAAGGAGCCAAUAUUAAUGCACAGUCUCAGAAUGGCUUCACUCCCUUAUACAUGGCGGCUCAGGAGAAUCACAUUGAUGUUGUAAAAUAUUUACUGGAAAAUGGAGCUAAUCAGAGCACUGCUACAGAGGAUGGCUUUACUCCUCUAGCUGUGGCCCUCCAGCAAGGACACAAUCAGGCGGUGGCCAUCCUCUUGGAGAAUGACACCAAAGGCAAAGUAAGGCUGCCAGCUCUGCACAUUGCAGCUAGGAAAGACGACACCAAAUCUGCGGCACUCCUGCUUCAGAAUGACCACAACGCUGACGUCCAAUCCAAGAUGAUGGUGAAUAGGACAACCGAGAGUGGUUUUACUCCUUUGCACAUAGCUGCACACUAUGGAAACGUCAAUGUGGCAACUCUUCUUCUAAACCGGGGAGCUGCUGUGGACUUCACAGCCAGGAAUGGAAUUACUCCUCUGCAUGUGGCUUCCAAAAGGGGAAACACAAACAUGGUGAAGCUCUUACUGGAUCGAGGUGGUCAGAUCGAUGCCAAAACUAGGGAUGGGUUGACACCACUUCACUGUGCUGCGCGAAGUGGGCAUGACCAAGUGGUAGAACUUCUGUUGGAACGAGGUGCUCCCUUGCUGGCAAGGACGAAGAAUGGGCUGUCUCCACUUCACAUGGCUGCACAGGGGGACCAUGUGGAAUGUGUGAAGCAUUUGCUACAGCACAAAGCACCUGUGGAUGAUGUCACUCUCGACUACCUGACGGCCCUCCACGUUGCUGCACACUGUGGCCACUACCGUGUAACCAAACUCCUUCUGGACAAGAGAGCCAACCCCAACGCCAGAGCCCUGAAUGGUUUUACUCCACUGCACAUUGCCUGCAAGAAAAACCGCAUCAAAGUCAUGGAACUGCUGGUGAAAUAUGGGGCUUCAAUCCAAGCUAUAACAGAGUCUGGCCUCACACCAAUACAUGUGGCUGCCUUCAUGGGCCACUUGAACAUUGUCCUCCUUCUGCUGCAGAACGGAGCCUCUCCAGAUGUCACUAACAUUCGUGGGGAGACGGCACUGCACAUGGCAGCCCGGGCAGGGCAGGUGGAAGUGGUCCGAUGCCUCCUGAGAAAUGGUGCCCUUGUCGAUGCCAGAGCCAGGGAGGAACAGACACCUUUACAUAUUGCUUCUCGCCUGGGUAAGACAGAAAUUGUCCAGCUGCUUCUGCAACAUAUGGCUCAUCCAGAUGCGGCCACUACCAAUGGGUACACGCCACUGCACAUCUCUGCCCGGGAAGGCCAGGUGGAUGUGGCAUCAGUCCUCUUGGAGGCAGGAGCAGUACACUCCUUAGCUACCAAGAAGGGUUUUACUCCCCUGCACGUAGCAGCCAAGUAUGGAAGCCUGGAUGUGGCAAAACUUCUCUUGCAACGUCGUGCUGCUGCAGAUUCUGCAGGGAAGAAUGGCCUUACCCCGCUCCAUGUUGCUGCUCACUAUGACAACCAGAAGGUGGCGCUGCUGUUACUGGAGAAGGGUGCUUCCCCUCAUGCCACUGCCAAGAAUGGCUACACCCCUUUACAUAUUGCUGCAAAGAAGAAUCAGAUGCAGAUAGCUUCCACACUCCUCAACUAUGGAGCAGAGACUAACAUUGUGACAAAGCAAGGAGUAACUCCACUCCAUCUGGCCUCACAGGAGGGGCACACGGAUAUGGUCACCUUACUUCUCGAAAAGGGAGCCAAUAUCCACAUGUCAACCAAGAGUGGACUCACCUCCUUACACCUUGCAGCUCAAGAAGACAAAGUAAAUGUUGCUGAAAUUCUCACCAAGCAUGGGGCUGACCAGGAUGCUCAUACAAAGCUUGGUUACACUCCUUUAAUUGUGGCCUGUCACUAUGGAAAUGUGAAAAUGGUCAACUUUCUCCUGAAGCAGGGAGCAAAUGUUAAUGCAAAAACCAAGAAUGGCUACACACCUUUGCACCAGGCUGCCCAGCAGGGUCACACGCACAUCAUUAAUGUCCUGCUACAGCAUGGAGCCAAGCCCAACGCCACCACUGCGAAUGGUAACACUGCCUUGGCGAUUGCUAAGCGUCUGGGCUACAUCUCCGUGGUCGACACCCUGAAGGUUGUGACCGAGGAGGUCACCACCACCACCACAACCAUCACAGAGAAACACAAGUUAAAUGUUCCUGAAACGAUGACCGAGGUUCUUGACGUUUCUGAUGAAGAAGGGGAUGACACCAUGACAGGUGAUGGGGGAGAAUACCUAAGGCCUGAGGACCUCAAAGAACUGGGUGAUGACUCCCUACCCAGCAGUCAAUUCCUGGACGGCAUGAAUUACCUGCGAUACAGCUUGGAGGGAGGACGAUCUGACAGUACCAUGCCCAGCCUUCGAUCCUUCAGUUCCGACAGGUCUCACACUCUGAGCCAUGCAUCCUACCUGAGGGACAGUGCCAUGAUUGACGACACAGUUGUGAUCCCCAGUCACCAGGUGUCAACCCUAGCCAAGGAGGCAGAAAGGAAUUCUUAUCGUCUAAGCUGGGGCACUGAGAAUUUAGACAACGUGGCUCUUUCUUCCAGCCCUAUUCAUUCAGGCCGCACCUCUCCAUGUCUUGAUCGUGACAACAGCAGCUUCCUGGUUAGUUUUAUGGUGGAUGCCCGAGGUGGCGCCAUGCGAGGAUGCAGACACAAUGGGCUCCGAAUCAUUAUCCCACCUCGGAAAUGUACUGCCCCAACACGAGUCACCUGCCGGCUGGUCAAACGCCACAGAUUGGCGACCAUGCCUCCAAUGGUGGAAGGAGAAGGCCUGGCCAGCCGCCUGAUCGAAGUCGGACCUUCUGGUGCUCAGUUCCUUGGUAAACUUCACCUGCCAACGGCUCCUCCCCCACUUAAUGAGGGAGAAAGUUUGGUCAGCCGCAUCCUUCAGCUGGGGCCUCCUGGAACCAAAUUCCUUGGGCCUGUGAUCGUGGAGAUCCCCCACUUUGCGGCCCUUCGAGGAAAGGAGAGGGAACUGGUGGUCCUGCGCAGUGAGAAUGGGGACAGCUGGAAAGAGCAUUUCUGUGAAUACACCGAAGAUGAACUGAAUGAAAUCCUUAACGGCAUGGAUGAAGUGCUGGAUAGCCCAGAAGACCUAGAGAAGAAGCGAAUCUGCCGCAUCAUCACACGUGACUUCCCCCAGUACUUUGCAGUGGUGUCUCGCAUCAAACAGGACAGCAACCUGAUUGGCCCAGAGGGAGGUGUGCUGAGCAGUACGGUGGUACCCCAGGUGCAGGCUGUCUUCCCAGAGGGAGCACUAACCAAGAGGAUCCGUGUAGGCCUACAGGCUCAACCUAUGCACAGUGAAUUGGUUAAGAAGAUCCUUGGCAACAAAGCUACCUUCAGCCCUAUAGUCACUUUGGAACCUAGAAGAAGAAAAUUCCACAAGCCAAUCACCAUGACCAUUCCUGUCCCCAAAGCUUCAAGUGAUGUCAUGCUGAAUGGUUUUGGGGGAGAUGCACCAACCUUAAGAUUGUUAUGCAGCAUAACAGGUGGAACCACCCCUGCGCAGUGGGAAGACAUUACAGGAACCACACCCCUAACAUUUGUCAAUGAAUGUGUUUCCUUUACAACUAAUGUGUCUGCCAGGUUCUGGCUGAUAGAUUGUCGACAGAUACAGGAAUCCGUUACCUUUGCAUCACAAGUGUACAGGGAAAUUAUCUGUGUACCUUACAUGGCCAAAUUUGUCGUGUUUGCCAAAUCACAUGACCCCAUUGAAGCCAGAUUGAGAUGUUUCUGCAUGACUGAUGAUAAAGUGGAUAAGACCCUUGAACAACAAGAAAACUUCGCUGAAGUGGCCAGAAGCAGGGAUGUGGAGGUAUUAGAAGGAAAGCCCAUCUACGUUGAUUGCUUCGGCAACCUGGUGCCAUUAACCAAGAGUGGCCAACACCACAUAUUCAGUUUUUUUGCCUUUAAAGAAAACAGACUUCCCCUCUUUGUCAAGGUACGCGAUACAACUCAGGAACCUUGCGGACGACUAUCAUUUAUGAAGGAGCCCAAAUCCACAAGAGGCCUGGUGCAUCAAGCUAUUUGUAACUUAAACAUCACCCUGCCGAUUUAUAUGAAGGAGUCAGAGUCAGACCAAGAGCAGGAGGAAGAGAUCGAUAUGACAUCUGAAAAAAAUGAUGAGACAGAAUCUACAGAAACAUCUGUCCUGAAAAGUCACCUGGUUAAUGAAGUUCCUGUCCUAGCCAGUCCGGACUUGCUCUCUGAAGUUUCUGAGAUGAAACAAGAUCUGAUCAAAAUGACCGCCAUCUUGACCACAGAUGUGUCUGAUAAGGCAGGUUCUAUUAAAGUGAAGGAGCUGGUGAAGGCUGCGGAGGAAGAGCCAGGAGAGCCCUUUGAAAUUGUGGAAAGAGUUAAAGAGGAUUUAGAGAAAGUGAAUGAAAUCUUGAGAAGCGGAACCUGCUCAAGAGAGGAAAGCAGUGUGCAGAGCUCUGCUCAGUCUGAGAAAGAACUAGUGGAGGAAGGAUGGGUUAUUGUCAGUGAUGAGGAAAUAGAAGAGGCCAGACAAAAAGCACCUUUAGAAAUCACUGAAUAUCCAUGUGUAGAAGUUAGACUAGAGAAAGAGACCAAAGCCCAAGUAGAGAAAGAUGCCACUGGGUUAGUGAACUACCUUGUUGAGGACCUCAAUUCCUAUGUGUCUCCUCAUGGAGAGAAGCCACAGACAGGUCACGAUGUGGCCAGGGAGAAAAGUGAGGCUCCAUCUGUUGGCAAAAGCUCGGAGAAAGAAGGGAAGGCUGCACCCCCCGAUGAGAAACAGGGCCUGCAGAAACCGCACAAACCAACCCUGGGAAUAAAGAAGCCUGUGAGAAGGAAAUUAAAAGAAAAGCAGAAACAGAAAGAGGAAAGCAUAAACGCAAGUGAAGACAAAUCAGAAGUUAAAAAAGGUAGUUCGGAAGAGUCACUAGAUGAAGAUGCAGGUCUGGCCCCAGAAUCUCUUCCCACUGUGAAGGCCACCUCUCCUCUGAUAGAAGAAACUCCCAUUGGUUCCAUUAAGGAUAAAGUAAAGGCCCUUCAGAAGCGAGUGGAAGAUGAACAGAAAGGUCGAAGCAAGUUGCCCAUCAGAGUCAAAGGCAAAGAGGAUGUGCCCAAGAAGACCACUCACAGGACGCAUCCAACUGCAUCGCCUUCUCUGAAGUCAGAGAGACAUGCCCCAGCGUCGCCCACCCCGAGAACAGACAGGCACUCUCCCCUGUCCUCUUCUGCGAAAAACGAAAGGCAUCCUCCAGUGUCACCAUCCAGCAAAACCGAGAAACACUCACCUGUGUCACCCUCAGCCAAAACUGAAAGACAUUCACCUGUGUUGUCAUCAGGUAAAACUGAGAAACACUCACCUGUAUCGCCCUCCACAAAAGCUGAAAGGCACUCGCCUGUGUCAUCCACAAAGACAGAAAGACACCCACCUGUUUCUCCUUCCACCAAAACAGACAAGCGUCCACCUGUGUCACCUUCCGGGAGAACCGAGAAACAUCCUCCAGUGUCACCUGGGAGAACGGAAAAACGCUUGCCCGUUUCACCCUCUGGAAGAACGGAGAAGCACCCACCUGUGUCAACCGCUGCGAAAACAGAGAAGCACCUCCCUGUGUCACCUUCUGGGAAAACAGAAAAGCAGCCCCCUGUGUCCCCCACCUCAAAAACAGAAAGAAUUGAGGAAACCAUGUCUGUUCGGGAGUUGAUGAAAGCUUUCCAGUCAGGUCAGGACCCAUCUAAACAUAAAACUGGACUCUUUGAACAUAAAUCAGCAAAACAGAAACCCUCCCAAGAGAAAGGCAAAGCUGCUCGAGUAGAAAAAGAAAAGGGACAGACAGCAACCCUGAAGGAAACACAGAGAACAGAGACUCAGACCAUCAAAAGAGGCCAGAGAUUCCUAGUCACAGGAGCUUCCGAAUCCAGGAGGGGGGUCCGGACUUCCUCGAUAGGAUUUAAGAAGGAGGAUGCAGUUGGAGAAAAGGAGAAAGCACCCAGUCCCAAAACACCUGAACCCGUUCACUCAGCUCCUGAAGAAGAAAGCCAUAGAGAGAGUGAAGUUCCCAAAGAAAAAAUGGUGGAUGAGCAGGGAGACAUGGACCUCCAGAUCAGCCCAGACAGGAAAACCUCCACUGACUUUUCUGAUGUCAUUAAGCAAGAAUUAGAAGACAAUGACAAAUACCAGCAAUUCCGGAUGAGUGAAGGGACCGAAAAGGCGCAGCUUCACUUAGACCAGGUCCUCACUAGCCCUUUCAAUACAACCUUUCCACUAGAUUACAUGAAGGAUGAAUUCCUUCCGGCUCUGUCUCUGCAGAGUGAUGCUUUGGAUGCCAGUUCUGAAAGCCUAAAACAGGAAGGGAUGGCAGGCUCUCCAUGUGGCAGCCUGAUGGAGGGGACCCCUCAGAUUAGUUCAGAAGAGAGCUAUAAGCAUGAGGGCCUAGCAGAGACCCCUGAGACAAGCCCAGAGAGCCUUUCUUUCUCACCAAAGAAAAGUGAGGAGCAGAUUGGGGAAACCAAGUUAGACACGCCCCCAGAAACACAUUCAGGAGAAGAACAUCACCCCACCAAAGACAUUACUGAUGGUUCUCAAGAGCAAGGUGCUGCAGUCACUGAGAGCUCAGAGCCCUCUACUGAGUGCUUUCAGAAGCUGACCACCCCAGAACCUUCCAAAGACAUAAGCCCCCAACCAGAAGGCAGCAGCAGUGUAUCGUUAGCAAAAGAAACACCCAAGGCAUUGACGGAUGAAGGUCAGCUUACACUUGAUAGUUCAGCUCACAAGACUCCAACUGAUGGUGAGGCUCGGGAAUCUCCAGAUGAGACAAAGUCCUCACCUCUGACUGAUGCAUCUGUAAAGACAGACACAGGAAUUGCAUCGAAGCCUCAGGGAGGCAUGAGAAGUCCCCAGGGGUUGGAACUUGCACUCCCUAGCCGUGAUAGUGAGGUCCUCAGCCCCAUGGCAGAUGAAUCAUUAGCAGUCAGCCACAAAGACUCUCUGGAAGCCAGCCCUGUUCUGGAAGAUAACUCCUCACACAAGACUCCCGAUUCUCUGGAGCCAAGUCCUCUGAAAGAAUCCCCCUGUCGGGACUCUCUCGAAAGCAGCCCCGUGGAACCAAAGAUGAAGGCAGGAAUUCUUCCAAGUCACUUUCCUCUUCCUUCAGCUGUCACCAAAACAGAACUCGUUACGGAAGUGGCCUCCAUGAGGUCCCGGCUGCUCCGAGACCCCGACGGCAGCGCUGAAGAUGACAGUCUUGAGCAGACGUCACUCAUGGAGAGCUCAGGGAAGAGCCCUCUUUCUCCUGACACCCCCAGCUCUGAAGAAGUUAGCUAUGAGGUCACACCCAAAGCUGCAGAUACAAGUACACCCAAACCAGCGGUGAUUCAUGAAUGUGCAGAGGAGGAUGACUCAGAAAACGGGGAGAAAAAGAGGUUCACACCCGAAGAGGAAAUGUUCAAAAUGGUAACCAAAAUUAAAAUGUUUGAUGAACUUGAACAAGAAGCCAAGCAGAAAAGGGACUACAAAAAAGAACCCAAACAAGAAGAAUCUUCCUCAUCCUCUGACCCAGAUGCAGACUGCUCAGCAGAUGUGGAUGAACCAAAACAGGUGGAUGAGCCAAAACAGGUGGAUGAGCCAAAACAGGUGGAUGAGCCAAAACAGGUGGAUGAGCCAAAACAGGUGGAUGAGCCAAAACAGAUGGAGAACAUGGCAGGUGAAAGCCAUGUCCCGGUGUUGGUGACUUCUGAGAGCAGAAAGGCUUCUUCCUCUUCAGACAGUGAACCUGAAUUGACGCAGCUGAAGAAAGGUGCUGACUCUGGCCUUUUACCAGAACCAGUUAUUCGAGUGCAGCCUCCUUCCCCACUCCCAUCCAGCAUAGACUCCAAUUCUAGUCCAGAAGAGGUGCAGUUCCAGCCUAUAGUUUCUAAACAAUAUACUUUCAAGAUGAAUGAAGAUACUCAGGAAGAGCCAGGUAACUCAGAAGAAGAAAAAGACUGUGAAUCCCCUUUAGCUGAUGACAGUCACCCUUUUUCCACGGAUGAUGCAGAUAGAACUUAUGAUGCAGAUAGAACUUAUGAUGAUCUAAGCAGAGACACUGAUCAGCCAAAAGUCUGUGACGGCCAUGGAUGUGAGGCUGUGAGUCCUACCUGCUCAACCACCCCUAUCUCUUCAGGUCUCCAGAAUUCUGCUGGUGAUGAUGUCGAUGAGCAGUUAGUCACCCACAAGGAAUCAUUCGCUCCCCAAGAUACUCAUGAAAAUGACCCAGGAGAAGAGCUUGAUGCUCCUGCUGUGGAAUCGCCACAGAGAGAAUGCCCCAGUGACAGCUAUUCUUCUUUGUCCCCUCUGCCUCAUUGUCCCGAAUCUGAAGGAAAGGAAUUAGAUGAUGAUCUAUCCUCCACAUCUUCCACAACAAAAGUGGAGGUCACAAAAACGGAUGAAACAUUGGAGAAUAUACCAAAGGACUAUUCUACUCAAGACUCAUCUAUUACCACUCAAACAGAUAGGUUUCCCAUGGACGUUCCAGUUUCUGACCUAGCUGAGACUGGUGAAAUCUACGAUCCCCAUGUCAUAAGCCCUUAUGAAAAUGUUCCUACCCAAUCUUUUUUCUCUAGUGAAGAAAGCAAAACCCAAACAGGCACAAGUCACACCUCAAGUGAUUACUCUUCUGAAGUAUACUCUGUGACUACAUCCUCUGUUGAAGAUGUAUUAGUAACGAGCUCCUCUAGUGCAACUGUUUCAAGCAAAGAAUCUAAUCUUGAGGGACAGCACCUAGAAAUCGAAUCUAGACAAGAAAGUACCUUGUGGGAAAUGCAAUCAGAUAGAGCCUCCUCUUUAGAGCCUGGUGUACCAAGUACACCAGCAGUCAUUAGUGAACAAAUAAGCAAAGUCAUCAUCACAAAAACUGAUGUGGAUUCUGAUUCCUGGAGUGAAAUUCGUGAAGAUGAUGAAGCCUUUGAAGCUCGAGUGAAAGAGGAAGAACAGAAGAUAUUUGGCCUGAUGGUGGACAGACAAUCUCAGGGUACUACCCCUGACACCACUCCUGCUAGGACCCCAACCGAAGAAGGGACCCCAACGAGUGAACAAAAUCCAUUUCUCUUUCAGGAAGGAAAAUUGUUUGAGAUGACCCGAAGUGGGGCCAUUGAUAUGACCAAAAGGUCCUAUGCGGAUGAAAGUUUUCACUUUUUCCAAAUUGGGCAAGAAUCUAGGGAUGACACUCUCUCUGAAGACAUGAAAGAAGGGGUCACUGGAGCUGAGCCCCAACAGCUGGAGUCAACAGCUGAGUCACUAGCACUUUCAGAAUCAAAGGAAACGGUGGACGAUGAAGGCGAAUUACUUCCAGAUGACUUGAGUGAGGAAGUAGAGGAAAUAUCUGCUUCAGAUACUCACCUUAACUCCCAAAUGGGAAUUUCAGUUUGCAUGGAACCAUCCACAAAAGAGGCCAUUGCUACAGGGGCUGAGGACCUCCCCACCAUGCAAAGGGGUGAUACACCUUCUCCGUCCAAUGUGAAGCAGACACCUUGCUCUGACUCUCCAGAACCAGUUGUACAAGUUCAGUUAGAUUUUUCCACAGUCACCAGGUCCGUAUAUUCAGAUCGGGAUGAUGAUUCUCCCGAUUCUUCCCCAGAGGAACAGAAAUCAGUGAUCGAAAUCCCAACUGCACCCAUGGAGAAUGUGCCUUCCACUGAAAGCAAAUCCAAAAUUCCUGUAAGGACUAUCCCCACUUCAAUCCCAGAGCCUCCAUCUGUAGAGGAUGAGAGUACAUUUUCUGAAGAUGUUCUAUCUAGUCUGGAUGAGGAAAGUAAGGAGGAUGAAGCAAAACCAAAGUCCAAAAUCCCCAUCAAAGCACCCAUCCAAAGAGUGGAGCAGUCGCUCUCACACCUAGGUGCAUCUCUUCAGCAGUCAGUUGCUCCUCAGGGACAGGAUGUGACAAGCAGAACCCCAGAUAACAGAAGCCAAUCCGAAUCUGAUGUUAGUCCAGAGGACUCAAAGACCAAAUGCCCAGUGAAGGCCAGAAGUGAUACUGAGACAGAAACAGAGAGCAGAGAGGGGGCAGAGGAGCUUGAGUUAGAAUCAGAAGAAGGGGCCACAGGACCAAAGAUAUUUGCAUCCCGUUUGCCAGUUAAGAGCAGAAGCACCACAUCAUCCUGCAGGGGGGGCAUGAGCCCCACAAAAGAAAGUAAGGAGCAUUUCUUUGACCUUUACAGAAACUCCAUAGAAUUCUUUGAGGAGAUUAGCGAUGAGGCUUCCAAAUUGGUGGAUAGACUUACACAGUCAGAAAGGGAGCAGGAAUUAGUUUCAGAUGAUGAAAGUAGUAGUGCCCUGGAAGUUUCAGUUAUUGAAAAUCUGCCACCUGUUGAGACCGAGCACUCAGUUCCUGAGGACAUCUUUGACACAAGGCCCAUUUGGGAUGAGUCCAUUGAGACUCUGAUUGAACGCAUCCCUGAUGAAAAUGGCCAUGACCAUGCUGAAGAUCCACAGGAUGAGCAGGAACGGAUUGAGGAGAGGCUGGCUUACAUUGCUGAUCAUCUUGGCUUCAGCUGGACAGAACUAGCAAGAGAAUUGGAUUUCACUGAAGAGCAAAUUCAUCAAAUUCGAAUUGAGAACCCCAACUCCCUUCAGGACCAGAGUCAUGCACUGUUGAAGUACUGGCUGGAAAGGGAUGGGAAACAUGCUACUGAUACCAACCUCAUUGAAUGUCUUACCAAGAUCAACCGAAUGGAUAUUGUUCACCUCAUGGAGACCAGCACAGAACCUCUCCAGGAGCGCAUCAGUCAUAGCUAUGCAGAGAUUGAGCAGACCAUUACACUGGACCAUAGUGAAGGUUUCUCAGUACUUCAAGAGGAGCUCUCCGCUGCCCAGCAUAAGCAGUCAGAGGAGCAAGCUCUUUCUAAAGAGAGCGAGUCCAGUGACCACCCUCCCAUCGUCUCUGAGGAAGACAUUUCUGUUGGUUAUUCCACGUUUCAGGAUUCCAUCCCUAAAACUGAAGGAGACAGUGCAACAACAGUACUUUCUCCCCAAACACACAAGGAACAAGUUCAACAAGAUUUCUCAGGGAAAAUGCAAGACCUGCCUGAAGAUAAGCAGGAAUACUUUGUGACCACCCCAGGUACAGAGGGGUCAGAGACUCACAAGGCCACGGCAGAGCCUGGCUCUCCCAGCAAGACUCCUGAGGAGAUUAGUACCCCUCCUGAGGAGGAGAGGCAGUACCUUCAGACCCCAACGUCCAGUGAGCGGGGAGGCUCUCCCAUUGUGCAAGAACCCGAAGAGCUCCCAGAGCCCAGGGAGGAGGGUUCCCCACGGAAGACCAGUCUGGUGAUAGUGGAGUCUGCUGAUGACCAGGCACAGACGGUGGAGAGACUCGAUGGAGAUGCAACUUUUGACAAGGAGCUAACAGAGGAAUUAGGUGAGCUGGAGGCCAGCUCUGAUGAGGAGGCGAUGGUAACUACCAGGGUUGUCCGCCGGCGAGUCAUUAUACAGGGAGAUGAUAUGCCUGACAUCCCUCCAGAAACAGUCACAGAAGAAGAAUACAUUGAUGAGCAUGGACACACCGUGGUGAAGAAGGUUACUAGGAAAAUCAUUAGGAGGUAUGUAUCCUCGGAUGGCACAGAGAAAGAAGAGAUUACAAUGCAGGGGAUGCCACAGGAACCUGUCACCAUCCAGGAAGGCGAUGGCUAUUCCAAAGUCAUAAAGCGUGUUGUAUUGAAGAGUGACAUCGAGCAGUCAGAGGUCACUUUGUCUGAACCCAGCAUUUUGUCCAGUGCCUCACAAUUUCAGGCUGAGCCAGUAGAAGGCCGUAGAGUCAGCAAAGUUAUUAAAACAACUAUGGUGCGUGGAGAAAGGAUGGAGAAACAUCUGGGGGAUUCUAGUUUAGCCACUGAUCUUCCUUCAGCCAAAGAUGACUUUGAAGAGGCUUUGAGUUACACAGGUAGCCACAUGAAAGUCCACUUUCCCAGUUUAGUAGAGAAUGAAAUCCUGAAAGAGGAUGGAUCAAUAAUUAAAAGGACAACCAUGAGUAAAGCCAGCACACAGAAGAGGGCUGUGGUGAAGGACCAGCAUGGAAAACGCAUAGACUUGGAGCACCUGGAGGAUGUACCUGAAGCAUUAGAGCAGGAUGACCUCCAGCGCGACCUCCAGCAACUCCUUCGGCAUUUCUGCAAGGAGGACUUGAAGCAAGAGGCCAAAUGAGGGGCUGCCCAAUUCUCACACCAGAAACCACACGUUCACUCAAUAUGCAACUUCCCAUUUCCUUAGAGGAGUGACCUAUCUGGCCUAAUUGAUGGGAUCCCCUGACAUUUCCACUGUUAGCAAACAUACAGCAUUUUGUUUUAGUUUUCCCCCAUCCUUUUCAACUAUAAGCUAAUUUGUGACCAAAGAUGGCAUCCUUCAUUCUGGAUGCUGUAUCCACUACUUUGUGUGUCUGUGCUAACCCGGGAACUGGCCACCUCCAUUGUUCUUGCUUCUGCCCAAGCUCCGUGAAAAUCCACCGCUCAGAAGAACUUCACCUAUAGACCUCUUCAAGUGACCACGCAGAGGAAUCCUUCCGAGGGAUAUCCAUGUACAAUGUAUAUAGCUGAAAUGCUCAGAUGAACACCAUAUUAAAAUUAAAACCACUGCCUAUCAUAACCACACUGGGCAUCAUGGAAUAAAAGGCCUCUAGAAAACGAACAAUGGUUAAUUGAGAUAUUGCUAACACAAUCGAAUGAUAAUCCAGUUCUACUUCAAAAGAAGCACUUCAGACCUAUCAUGUCCUUAGAACUUGCAGAAUAGCCAUUGCUCCUAGGUAAAGAUGGGUUAAUAAUCUUGAACUAUGCUAAGAAGUUAUGGCUGGUACUGGCCAGCAUACUUUGUGACUCUCCAACACCAUACUGAGGGAGGGGAAGGAGGGAGCAAAAAGGUGAAGAGAUUCAAACAAUGAGGUAUUCGGUUGCUAGAAGCUACAUCCCAUGGCCUUCUAGCAUCAUCAGGUCUUGUAGAUUUUGAACACGUUGGCAGGGUAUUUUAAAAGCUAUAACUACUGUAGUUUUCCAGUUUUCAUUGCUGCUUUAGCAAACCACGCUGUCUUACUGGUGGUACUUUCUUCUGGCCACUGCACUGUAGAUACUCCAUUACAAGAUUUACCCACUACACAAAAGAUUAAAACUCCUUCACCAUGUUGGAGUGGUUUCUUUUUUUCCAUUUUUUCCCUCCAGAUUUAUAUCUUCUCUAAUACCUGCAUGUGGCAUUGAAAAAAAAUCAAAACCACAGUCAAAAACCCCUCUUCUAAUCACAUUAUGGUUUUUCGUUCUUUUUGCCCUGAGUGAGCACUUUCCAUUGUCCAGCUAAGUCUGUUUUUCAGCUUGCAGACAAGAUUGAGAAAUCCUUUGAAAAUUUGGUUUGGGUUAAAAUUUUUCGGUUUAUUUAUUUGAAAUCCAAACUCCCUUGGAAACUCUUAAGUGCAUUUGUGCACUUUACUAUUUGUUUGUUUCAAAGAAGGGACUGUAACAACCUGAGUGAUUUCCAUGUCCUCUUUCUUAUUCCUCUAGUGGUUGAAGCUGUGUAGCAUUUUAACAUAUAUAUAUAUUCACAAAUAUAUUCAUAUAAACAGUAUACAUUUUGAAUCAGUUAUUUGUUAAAGAAAAGUAUAUUCAAUGAAGAUGAAAUUUAAAAAAAGAAAAAAAAAAGAGUCUAUCCUCCAGGGAUCCAGCUUUCUCCAAUUCUAUCUGGUCUUUUCCUGUUGUGCAAAAAAAAUGACUCAUUGCUCCGAAUGUCAAAAACAAAUGCGACAAACAAUGGCACUUCAUCAUUUAUAGUACGUUGCCAAAAGAGAAAAUUUCCUGGGAGGGAGGUUUCCCUUAAGCCAAAUCUCCUAAGCCUCAAAUACUAGCACUUUUUGGCAGUUGGAUAGGAAAUACAAGCAUUCUUUGGCAGCCAAAAGGAGAAAGGCCUGUGGCGAAACUUUUUGAGACACGCCAUGGCCUUCUUGUCAAAACCUUCACUGGAGCUCAAGAAAAGCAUUUCUGUUGUGUUAUUUGCAGUGCAGAUGGUGUCUGUGUAACAACAUAAUGGUUAAUCACCUUCUUUUGAUUUUGAUUUUUGCUGUGUUAUCAAAAAACUUGAAUACUGUGAGAAGAAGUGAAUUUUCAGUUGAUGAAUCAGCAUCUUGUUCCCAUGGUGAUAACACUAAUUGAAUAUAUCUAUGAGGGCAUGUAUUAGUUAAUGGAAAAAAAAAUACAACACUAACAAUACAUAGCUGCAAUGUUGUACAAUGGCUGAUUUAAUUAAAUAAAAUGUACAAGUGUUAAAUGUGG
Messenger RNA from Ictidomys tridecemlineatus (thirteen-lined ground squirrel), 15467 nucleotides. The record is from RefSeq and is a predicted model, not a curated record. NCBI's taxonomy places the organism in Eukaryota, Metazoa, Chordata, Mammalia, Rodentia, Sciuridae.